Molecule: messenger RNA, 498 nt
Organism: Perkinsus marinus ATCC 50983
Lineage: Eukaryota; Perkinsozoa; Perkinsida; Perkinsidae
Product: HIRA-interacting protein, putative
Exons: 4
Coding region: 1-498 (165 amino acids)
Biological process (GO): iron-sulfur cluster assembly
Cellular component (GO): mitochondrion
Molecular function (GO): iron ion binding; iron-sulfur cluster binding
Source: RefSeq, a predicted model, not a curated record
AUGCUGAAACCUAACGUAGAGCUGGUCAUAUCUCAGUUUUUCGACAUACCUAAUGUUAAACCAGUUGCUCCUGAUUCCAUUGAGUACACCCAAGAGGGCCAGGACCAGCACAAUGACGAUGUCGUCAAAAGCAUUCAUGAGAUACUAGAGCAGAGGAUUAAGCCUUUUGUCGAGCGAGAUGGUGGUGAUGUUGAAUUCAUUGCGUUUGAUUCGGACACCGGAGUCCUCCAAAUUCGGCUCGUCGGUUCAUGUGCCGGUUGCCCCAAGUCAAGUGUAACGUUGAAAUUCGGUAUCCAACGAAUGGUCUGCCAUUACAUCCCAGAAGUUAAGAAUGUUAUCAACAUUGAAGAGCCCACUGAGGGUGAAGAGGAGGGGGUUGUGAACAGCGUGGAUCCGCAAGCCAGUGCCGAGCCCAAGGCUAGCCCGAAUCCUGAAGCCAGCGUCAAUCGUGAAGCCAGCACUGAGCCAGAAGAUAGUGCUAAGUCGCAGCAAGCCUAA